Molecule: messenger RNA, 5030 nt
Organism: Candoia aspera
Lineage: Eukaryota; Metazoa; Chordata; Lepidosauria; Squamata; Candoiidae
Gene: TRIB1
Product: tribbles pseudokinase 1
Exons: 3
Coding region: 301-1431 (376 amino acids)
Biological process (GO): regulation of MAP kinase activity; protein phosphorylation; positive regulation of proteasomal ubiquitin-dependent protein catabolic process
Cellular component (GO): nucleus
Molecular function (GO): ATP binding; mitogen-activated protein kinase kinase binding; protein kinase activity
Source: RefSeq, a predicted model, not a curated record
UUUGGCAGCAGCGCCGGCAGAUGGUGAGGGCGGCCGUGCGGCGCUCGCAGCUGUUGCCGAGCCGGGAGGGGAUGCGCGCCAGCCCGGACGGCAUUGAACAACCCUCUCUCGCCUGCGCGGCGGCUCACCUUUAAGGCGGAGGGGAGGAGAACGGCGAGGCGCGAAUCCGCCGGGAGGGAGAAGGGGCACAGCCCGCUCGGCCCUCCGGUUGCUUCCCCGGCCCGCGCGGCGCCGUCCGGCUUCGUUCGCGCAGGAGCCCGAGGUCCCGCCUGCUCGCCGCGGCCCCCGCCUUCCAGCCCCAUGAGCCGCCAGCUGGAACCCCGCAGCCCCGCCGCGCUCCUGCAUCCGCCGGCGGCCGCUCCCGCCGCUCCCCGCUGCCGGAGCGCCCCUUCCAAGCGCCUCCUCUUGCACGACGGCGCCGAGGACCCUCCGGCCGCCGCCAAGUGCGCCCGCCUGGCCGUCGACUACCCCAGCGCGGCUGCCCAGGACUGUCUCAGCGCGCCGGGCUCGCCUUACGCUCCCGCUUCUCCGGCUCCGGGCGGCGAGGGCUCGCCUUCCAGCGCGCAGGGCCCCAGUCUGGUCGCCGGCUACCUCUUGUUGCCCUUGCUCGACCGGGAGCACGUUUCGAGGGCGCUCGACAUCAACACCGGCCGGGAGCUGCGUUGCAAGGUCUUCCCUCUCAAACACUACCAGGACAAAAUCAGGCCUUACAUCCAGUUACCGUCGCACAGAAACAUCACUGGGAUAGUGGAGGCUAUCCUUGGAGACACGAAGGCAUAUGUCUUUUUUGACAAGGACUUUGGUGACAUGCAUUCCUACGUUAGGAGCUGCAAGCGUCUGCCAGAGCAGGAAGCUGCCAGACUCUUCAAACAGAUUGUCUCUGCGGUUGCUCACUGCCACCAGUCGGCUAUUGUGCUGGGGGACCUCAAACUCAGGAAAUUUGUGUUUUCGAAUGAAGAAAGGAUGCAGCUGAGACUCGAAAGCUUGGAAGAUACCCACAUCAUGAAAGGGGAGGACGAUGCAUUGUCAGACAAACAUGGCUGUCCGGCAUACGUCAGUCCAGAAAUCUUAAACACAACGGGAACCUAUUCUGGGAAGUCAGCCGACGUAUGGAGCCUGGGUGUGAUGCUGUACACUCUCCUAGUGGGACGGUAUCCCUUCCAUGACUCAGACCCUACUGCCCUGUUUUCCAAAAUCCGACGUGGACAGUUCUGCAUCCCCGACCACAUCUCUCCCAAAGCACGGUGCCUCAUCCGCAGCCUUCUCAGGCGAGAACCCUCUGAAAGACUCACUGCUCCUGAAAUUUUGCUCCAUCCUUGGUUUGAUGCAGUUUUGGAAUCUGGGUACGCCGACCAGGAUGUACAAAUCUCUGAUCAAGUUGUUCCAGAGCAACUGAAGGAGGACGAUGACAUGAGCUUCUUCUUUUGCUAGCUCUACCUACUUACUUUGCCUCGGGGACGAGAGAUGUCACACUUGCAUACAACGUUUUGUGUCCGUUUUGUGUCGGUGCAUGUGUGUGUUCGUCUUGUAAACGCAUAGCUUUCCAAAAGCCUUCCUGUGCUCAGGACAAUAGAGAUCUAAAAUGCACUUAACCCACAGGCAGAAGGCCUGUAUAUGCUCCCACAUCCAUAAAAGCUUCCAGGCAGAUUGCAGUCUUGGGUUGCUGAAUCUAGGGAUUCUCCCUCGAAGUCUGUGGGACUGCCAUCUGGUGCAAGCGUGCUGAACUUUUGAACUAGAAUCGGGAGGAGGGGGAGGCUAAUGUUGGAUUUCGUUGGAAAAUCAGAUAGCUUUAUCUGGAAUUCGCUAUAGAAGUAUUGCAGCCUCGGUUGGCUUCCUCCUUCUCAACAGAAGAGCUCUGAGCUCUAUGUGCAUGUUCAGAUUCGCAUGGUCUGGCUUUGCUGUCCAGUUCACAUGGAAAUAACAGGACUGCCAGCUGGCCUUUGAUUACAGAAUCUUUUUGCUGGUGAAGUAAGAGAGAAAUGCAGUUGUGGUUCUUACGAAGCCAGGCAGGAUGGGUGAUAAUCACAGCGCUGGAAUGAUGGGGUGGCACAUUUAAAAAAAAAUGGUGGGAAUAAGAGUCUGACAUUGAUUUCUAAUAAUAUUUUUUUCUCACGUGGCUAUCAUAUCUUUCUGCCCAGAGUUCUCCGGUUGUUUUGUUGGGUUCUUAGACUAGUCAGCUUAUAACCAACUUGAAUGUUUCAACCUUCAAGGCAACCAUCUAGAUCAGGCUGUGCAUCCUAAUCUUGCGAAACAUGUUGACCUUGGGGGUUUAGCUUUUGAACAGCUGGAUUUACAGUUUGCAACUCCACUUGGUUAAUCCAGAUUUAAAGCUGCUGUUUAGCCUUUCAACAGAGCUGUAGUUGAAGGCUUUGGAUGGACAGAUCGGGUAGCUAAUCUUUGUUAUUUUGACCUGAAGAGUCUUGGCAUCUGGAAUUGAGUGGCCUUGAGUUUGAGUACAGGGGCUUGGACAUUUUGGGGGAGGUUUAAACCUCAUCUGCCACACUUGGAAAGUUUUCACAGAUACAGACCCUUGCAUUGCUACCAGUCCCAAAGGUGCCAAACUGUAUUUAACUUCCAGUUAUUUUCACUGAAAGGUCAGAACCAUUAAAAUAAAUAUCCUUGGCUUCAGGAAAAACACCACUCUUUCUCCAUGCAUAACUUCCUCAGUAGACCUAUUAAAAUUGCUUCCAUGUGAUCUGAGCGGGGACUCUCAAUGCUGUUUUUGAUGGGAUGCAAAGGACAGGUGUCCUUGAAGCCCCGUCCGGCAAAGCAGUUAGCUAACUGUCUCAUUGGCACCUACGUUCCUGAAUAUCCAUUUGAUCCUUAAUCCUUAAAGCAAACAAAAAUAUGCCCUGAAUGCAUCACAUGUAUUUUGUAGAAAAGGUGAAGCCACCUUUCCACUUUUUCCAGGCGUGACUCAGCAGUCAAACAGAUGUGGGUGUGCGUGUGACUUCACAAUGAUGCACUGUUUAUGUUGGUGCCUUAAGUACAGUGUUAGUGAAGGGAGGAGCUGUGUGUGCCUGUCAAGGUGUUGCUCUCACCCUCUGGCAUCUCCGGCAACAAGGGCCUCAUGAAACAAGGGGGAAAAGACUUCUGCCCAAGACCUUGGUUUUGCCAUUGUCCACCCACGUUUGCUAAUCCAAGAGGUCGCUCCAAUCUGUGCAAGUCAGGAGAACCCAGCCUUUGUAGAUGCACUUUCAAAGCUCAUCCUUGUUCUUGGGUGCCAAAUGUUAACUGAAGCGGUCCAAUUUUAAGCGUACUUCCCAAGAAGUCAUCUGAAAGGGCCUGUUUCUGACCUUGGUUAGUUCUCUUGUAUCUGUGUAACUGGGUGUUCCUCUCUAAGCAGCAUCAAUAUCCGAAUACCAAAACACAUCAGCCAAGGGUGGAGUGGCCUAACCUGAGAGGCAAAGAUAAGCCCUAUCUCGUUGUGUAGACUGAAACGCAGUUGUGUUUUUGCUUUUUGUCCAAACGGGUGAUGCAAUGCGCUGGCUCCCUCUCUUCUUCCCUUGCCCAUCAGCUAAACCAGGAAGCAAUACCAACAUGCGUUUCUGUAACUCUGCCAACUAUAAUCUGCCUCCAGAAAACUCUUCUUCCUUUUUGUCUUCAGCGUUUUUGUGUCUUUCUGGCAGUAAGAGAUUGUCUUGUUUUAAUUUGUGGUCCAUAAUUAAUACACUUUGCAUAAGCAUUAGCUUCCUGAGUGGGAUAAUGAAGUCCUUGCAAUCAGUGUCAAGUCCAGUUGGUGUAAAAUAGGCCCUUGUUUCUGACAGCUCAUCCAGGCAGGCAAAUGAAAGAAGCUUAUGACGGAAGAUAGUUGGUUUCUUUUGCUGUUGAUACAUCUCAGGCAAAAAUAAGCUGGGUCUGUUGUUGGCAGGCGUGGGAGUGUGCCUGUGCAGAAUACACAGAGUGUUUGAUGGAAAAGCACUUAGGUUUCCUUUCUAAAAUUGCCUGGGGUAGGCCAGCACUAGGAAUCAGUGACCUGGAAAGACUUCUGGAAAAACUACAAUUCCCAGCAUGACCAUUGGUGAGGGAUGCUGGGAAUUGUAGUUUAGCUAGAUGUGAAUGGCCUUAGAUCAGUAUUUCUCAACCUUGGCAACUUUAAGAAGUGUGGACUUCAACUCCCAGAAUUCCCCAGCCAGCCAUGCUGGCUAGGAAAUUCUGGGAGUUGAAGUCCACAUGUCUUAAAAUUGCCAAGAAACACUGAUCUAAUUCCUCAGAAUUUCUCUAAUCCAGAAUGUAGGUAUCUGAAUUUUACAACCUUUAACUCAAGUGUUUUUCAACCAUGGCAACUUUAAGAUGGAUGGACUUCAACUCCCAGAAUUCCUCAGCCAGCAUGAUUGACUGAGGAAUUCUGGGAGUUGAAGUCCAUCCAUCUUAAAGUUGCCAAGGUUGAGAAACACUGCCUUAGAUGCGUCACCUCUGGGAGAGGAAUGUAAUGCAGACUUAUGUAGCUUUGUCUUUCAAGGUACAAUGGAAAAUGUAUUUCUAUGAAGUCAUCAGGGAUAGUAAGCAGCAUGCAAUGACCGCAAUAGCCACCGUUCCUUAUAAGGAAAGCUGAAAAAGCAAUAGUUUGAGGUUUUAAAACCUCACAAUACUAUUUCAAGGCUUUUGCCAACAAAGGGCUCCCAGGAUUCGGUGUGCUUCAUCCCAUGCGGUGUUUUGUCACUGAGUUCUGUUUUUCUAGUUUAAUAACGUGUGUGUAUCCUAAACAAACCCGAGUUAGCAAAGAGCAGAUUAAAUGUGAAUUAUGGCUGGCAAUACUAACUUGAUAAAUCAAGAUAAUUAGAGGUGAAGAGUUUUUGACCUUAAUUGCACUAAAGCUCUUGUGAUUGCUUUAAUAUAUUUGUAUCUGUGAUACAGUUUUUUUUAAAAAAGUAUCUUUGGACCUGCCUAUAAAUCUGUAUAUUUUGGUAGGUGGAAAGUUAAUAACACUGUUGAAAAUCUGUAAAUAUGUACAUAUUUCAAGAAUUACCAUGACGAGGUUGUAAAAUUCCUGUACAAAAAAACUUUAAUAAAUCUGGUUUCAUAACGAA